Messenger RNA from Cercospora beticola, 1906 nucleotides. It is a transcript of the gene RO4, whose product is annotated as Actin-like protein. The record is from RefSeq and is a predicted model, not a curated record. Lineage: Eukaryota; Fungi; Ascomycota; Dothideomycetes; Mycosphaerellales; Mycosphaerellaceae.
GCGGAAGUUCGGCACGUCAAUCAACAACGAAACAUCCAGCGCGUCGCGACCACUCCACCACGCAUUCACGACCGCGCUAUAUGAUACGAACUCGCCGGUAGUACGCUGCCCGACGGCAACAGCAAGACUUCGCGACUAUGGGCGACCUGCACAACACGCCCAUCGUCAUCGACAAUGGCAGCGGCACCAUUCGAGCCGGAUAUGCUGGCGAGGACAAACCACGCAGCUACUUUCCGUCCUUCGUCGGCCGCCCGAAACAUCUACGGGUACUUGCAGGAGGAUUAGAAGGUGAUGUCUUCAUAGGAAAGCGCGCGGAAGAGUUGCGAGGACUACUCAAGCUCCGCUACCCCUUGGAACAUGGCAUAGUCACCGACUGGGACGACAUGGAGAAGAUCUGGCACCACAUCUACACAGAUGAGCUGAAAACGCUGAGUGAAGAGCACCCCAUUCUGCUCACCGAAGCACCUCUCAACCCACGUGCCAAUCGGGAUAUGGCCGCGCAAAUCCUGUUCGAGACCUUCAACGUGCCUGCUCUGUACACGUCAAUACAGGCUGUGCUUUCGCUAUAUGCUUCUGGACGAACAACAGGUAUUGUGCUGGAUGCUGGUGACGGAGUGUCGCACGCCGUGCCAGUCUACGAAGGCUUCGCGAUCCCAAACAGCAUACGGCGGAUAGACGUGGCUGGACGAGAUGUCACGGAAGAGCUGCAGCGACUAUUGAGGAAGGGAGGCAACGUAUUCCACACCAGUGCCGAGAAAGAGAUCGUCAAGCAGAUCAAAGAGAAGGUGUCAUAUGUUGCUCUGGACCCCAAGAAAGAGGAAAAGGAAUGGCUGAAUGCCAGCAACCGCGGCGGGGAGAGCAAGACCAUCGAGUAUACGCUACCUGAUGGCAAGAAGUUGAAGAUCGGCUCAGAGAGAUUCCGAGCAACAGAGAUUCUCUUCGAGCCGGAAUUGAUCGGACUCGAAUGGCCCGGUCUGCAUCAAAUUGUCGUGGAUUCGAUCAAUCGCACUGACAUGGACCUGCGCAAGGCGCUAUUCGGCAACAUUGUGCUUUCCGGCGGUUCGACAAUGAUCAAAGGAUUCGGUGAUAGGCUGCUCCACGAAGUCCAGCGCCUGGCAGUCAAGGACAUGCGCAUCAAGAUAUUUGCGCCUCCCGAGAGACUGUGGAGCACGUGGAUCGGAGGCAGUAUCCUGGCUGGCUUGAGCACAUUCAGGAAGAUGUAUGUGACGAUUGAUGAUUGGCAUGAGAACCCGGACAUUAUCCACCAGAAGUUUGCUUGAGCAUGCGUAAGAUACCCCAGCGGCUACUUUCAAUGAUUCCAUUCGAACGCGGCUCCGCACGGUUCAUGCUCUCCACGACCCCCAACGACAUCGACGGCCUCUACACCACCUGCAGCCAAGCACGACGACCCCAUGAGUUGCUGACAGCUCGAUCCGAACCUCCUCGUAACACCGCUGCUACCCCUUCGUGUCGUCCUCUGAUUAGUUCAACGUCCGCAUCAGCGGGCUUCGAGGCACAAACGUGCUUCCGGUGGUGGAUGAGGAUGUAGCAUCGUGGAGACGGCGUCAUGCUACUAGAGCUGCAAAACAGCGGAGCAGCAGAUCAACUUUUACUUAACCAUCACGUACUAGCGUCGCGGUCUAGUCUCAGGUACGGCAAGGCUGCACAUGGAGAGCACCGUCUCCGCUCACCGCACAACGCUAGACCUUGGCUUGCGGGGAAGCGACGAGCCACUGAGCACCAUAAACGUGGCUGCUGUGGUGCCGGUGACCGACCUGAGAAGACAGGAGAUUUGAAGAGUGAUGAAAGUAACAGUCCAAAGUAGCACGACAGAGCAGAUAGGCGUGCCAUGCAAUGCCCGUAUCGAUGGUCGCGUCCACGAGAGCCACAUUGGACACCCGAGACC